Molecule: messenger RNA, 1086 nt
Organism: Brassica rapa (field mustard)
Lineage: Eukaryota; Viridiplantae; Streptophyta; Magnoliopsida; Brassicales; Brassicaceae
Product: NAD(P)H-quinone oxidoreductase subunit 1, chloroplastic
Biological process (GO): aerobic respiration
Cellular component (GO): membrane
Molecular function (GO): NADH dehydrogenase activity
Source: RefSeq, a predicted model, not a curated record
AUGAUAAUUUAUGCAACAGAAGUACAAACUAUAAAUUCUUUUCUUAGAUUGGAAUCUUUAAAAGAGGUCUAUGGACUCAUAUGGAUAUUUGUCCCUAUAUUUUCUCUUGUAUUGGGAAUCAUAACUGGUGUACUAGUAAUUGUGUGGUUAGAAAGAGAAAUAUCUGCAGGGAUACAACAACGUAUUGGACCUGAAUACGCCGGCCCGUUAGGAAUUCUUCAAGCUUUAGCCGACGGGACAAAACUACUUUUCAAAGAAGAUCUUCGUCCAUCUAGAGGAAAUACUCCUUUAUUUAGUAUUGGACCAUCUAUAGCAGUUAUCUCUAUUUUACUAAGUUAUUCAGUAAUUCCUUUUAGCAAUCACCUUGUUUUAGCGGAUCUCAAUAUCGGUAUUUUUUUAUGGAUUGCCAUCUCAAGUGUUGCUCCGAUCGGACUUCUUAUGUCAGGAUAUGGAUCAAAUAAUAAAUAUUCUUUUUUAGGUGGUCUGCGAGCUGCUGCUCAAGCGAUUAGUUAUGAAAUACCAUUAACUCUAUGUGUUUUAUCAAUAUCUCUACGAUUAUCUAACAGUUUAAGUACAGUUGAUAUAGUUGAGGCACAAUCAAAAUAUGGUUUUUGGGGAUGGAAUUUGUGGCGUCAACCUAUAGGUUUUAUCAUUUUUCUAAUUUCUUCCCUAGCAGAAUGCGAGAGGUUACCUUUUGAUUUACCAGAAGCGGAAGAAGAAUUAAUAGCAGGUUAUCAAACUGAAUAUUCCGGUAUCAAAUUUGGUUUAUUUUAUGUUGCUUCUUAUCUAAAUCUAUUAAUUUCCUCAUUAUUUGUAACAGUUCUAUACUUAGGCGGUUGGAAUAUUUCUAUUCCGUAUAUAUCUAUGCUGGAGCUAUUUGAAAAGGAUCAAAUUUUUGGAACAACAAUUGGUAUCUUUAUUACAUUAGCUAAAACUUAUUUGUUCUUGUUCAUUUCUAUCGCAACCAGAUGGACUUUACCUAGGCUAAGAAUGGAUCAACUAUUAAAUCUUGGAUGGAAAUUUCUUUUACCGAUUUCCCUUGGUAAUCUAUUAUUAACAACUUCUUUCCAACUCUUUUCACUCUAA